CAGCCUUACCCCUGGUUCAAUCCAAUUCCCCACUUUAAAUUGAGUACAUGGUUUAUAUUCCUUUUUCUACUGUAUCCAAAUCUACAUCAUUAUCGCGUGCUUACCACGGCACAUUCAGCUGCCUCUCAAUAAGCCAUUCAUCGCGAGAACAACGAGCUUGAGAGGCGGUAAAGCCCCAAAGAUGACCAAUAAUUCAGACACACAAAGCGAUUUGUCCCCAUGCUCAAGCUUCGGAACUCUUGAUUCCCUCAAGAUAAAGGGAGCUAAUAUAGACCUGAGCUACGAAGAAUGUUACGAAGUGGAUGGCGUAACGGGUAUCGAGAAGGGCUUGUCUCUUUUAUCUGUGAACGAUGACAGCGCGGACAGACAGAAGUCAGACAUCCAAUUUGACCAUACGCAGUGUUUAUUCUGCAAACACAGCAGCAUAGAACUCGAUGAGAACCUCGAGCACAUGCUUAAAAGGCAUGGUCUUUUCAUACCGCAUACUUCUCAUUUGGUAGUAGAUAUUGAAACCUUGGCCGAGUACCUCCACCUCCUUAUAUUCGUCUACUUUGAGUGUCUGUACUGUGGCUCUCAACGAAGCAGUGCUCAAGCUGCGCAGCAGCACAUGAUGGGCAAAGGGCAUUGCAAGAUUGACAUACUCAGCGAGGACUCGGAAUUCAGGGACUUCUAUGAUUUUCACUCUACCUCUGACGACAGCGAUGGCGGGUCCAUAAAAUUGAUUCCAGAGGGCUUGAGUGGUGUCGUCGUCGAAGAAUCGAUGCGUUUGCCAUCAGGAAAGCUCUUGUCGCAUCGAACGGAAGGCAAACGGCGCCUACACCAACACCGGACAACUUACACAAAAGUUCGGGGCCUCCCUCCAACAAGUCCAUCUACGGCCCUCGAUAUAUCUAGGCCUCAGUCUGAUACAACUCUCGGCCAAUCUGCGCAGUCUGAAUCGAAUAAGAUUGCCAAACGCGAAGCUACUUUUCACAAUCAGCUUGCCACUUUGCGGGCUGGGGAUCGAAUGAGUCUCAUGCACUUGUCUAGGGUACAGCAGAAAGCAGUAAUUAUCAAGGGCAGGAAGCAGGUAGAAAAGGCCAGGAGGGAUGAGAACGAGAUGCUACUCAAAAGACAAAUAAAAGCCAAUCGGUAACAAUGAAAAGAAGGAUAAUUACUCUCCAUUUGUCAGACCAGGGAAAGUGUCACAGGCGACGAGCCCUAUAAAAAAACGAAUUUUUGUUUCCCGGGUGAUACGUCCUGUUUGCAUGAGAAGGCUGUGGGUGCACUGAUCUUUUGUAUGGUUUUCCAGCAAGACCUGUAAUUGAUACCUGGAGAUCGAUCGAUGGUCGGAAUGAACUUGGGAGAGCUGGCAGCUUGUAUUCUAUGUAGCAAGUCGACUUUAAUCCGAUUGUUUGCUUCAGAGUUCAAAGUGAAAGAAAAGGUUAGAGGAAUCAACGGGUGAGAUACAAGCCUCAUGGAGCAGACACGGCAUUAGCGCCGUUGUGGGGAACGACGCCGCUUGUUACGGGGCUGAAGAUUCAGGUGAUUAUGAGGGUAG
Pseudogymnoascus verrucosus is the source of this 1540-nucleotide messenger RNA. RefSeq lists its product as uncharacterized. Gene Ontology annotation, biological process: ribosomal large subunit biogenesis. Lineage: Eukaryota; Fungi; Ascomycota; Leotiomycetes; Thelebolales; Thelebolaceae. Bases 182 to 1135 code for a protein of 317 amino acids. The transcript has 2 exons. Gene Ontology annotation, cellular component: preribosome, large subunit precursor. The record is from RefSeq and is a predicted model, not a curated record.